GAGGAGGAGUCGUGGUUGAUGUCUGAGGCUGCGUGCGGAUCCAUUUUCGCUCGGUUUGUCGUUCAGGCCCAAACACACACAGAUAUAACACACAGACACAUAUAACACACACACACAGAUAUAACACACACACACAGACACAAACACACAGACAGAUAAACACACACACAGAUAUAACACACACACAGACACAGAUAUAACACACACACACAGACAGAUAAACACACAGACAGAUAAACACACAGACACACACACACGCAGAUAUAAACACACAGACACAGACAGAUAAACACACAGACACACACACACAGAUAUAAACACACACACACUCACACGCGUCCCGUGAGAGUGACCCGGCGUGUGCUGCCGGCUCGCUCACCUCGGGGCCGGCGAAGCGAAACCCGCGGUCUCCCCUCCUCCUCCACCUUCUUCGUCGCCUCUCGACUUGUCACCCGGAGAGGGGGGGCGGGCAACAACAACAACAACCCACACCCCCCCGCGAAGAUGAGCGGCGUGCGAGCUACGGCCAUUGGAGACAUCGGCUUCUGGGCCGACCGGUCGCCGCUGCACGAGGCGGCGUCGCUGGGCCGCGCACUGCAGGUGAAGCGGCUGAUCGAGACGGGCGCCUGCGUGAACCUCGUCACCGUGGACUCGGUGACUCCGCUGCACGAGGCCUGCCAGAACGGACACGCGCUCUGCACGCAGAUGCUACUCUCCGCCGGCGCGCAGGUGGAGGCUCGUAACAUUGACGGGAGCACCCCACUGUGCGAGGCGUGCGCCUCGGGGAGCCUGGAGUGCGUGCGGCUGCUGCUGCUGCACGGAGCGCGCGUCAACCUCUCCAUCUUCACCGUGUCGCCACUCCACGAGGCCUGCCUCGGCGGCAGUGUGGAGUGUGUGCAGCUGCUGAUCGCUGCGGGCGCGCACCUGGAGGCGCACGACUGCCACCUGGGCACCCCGCUGCAUGUCGCCACCUACAAGCAGCACCAGACGUGCGUGCGGGCGUUGCUCGACGCCGGAGCGAACGUGAACGCGGCGAAGCUGCACGAGACGGCGCUGCACCACGCGGCGCGCACGCACGACGCGGCGCUGCUCGAGUUGCUCGUUGAGUUCGGGGCGCGCGUCAACGCCCGUGACAACCGCGGCCGCCGGCCUAGCGACUACCUCCCCGCCGGGUCGCCGUGCUGGGCCCAGCUGGCGCGAUACGAGAGACACCCCUCGUCGCUGCUGCAGCUGUGCCGCUUGGCUGUGCGCGGGUUCCUGGGUCCCCAGCGCCUGCACCAGCUGCCCCAGCUGCCGCUGCCUCGCCCGCUCAGGCAAUUCCUCGCCUACUCCUAACCCACACGGGCCCGCCACUCACCACAGUCCCUCGCCACUCGCUCACCGCCGGGCCAUCCACUCACAACCACCUACCUCCACCGCACCGACUUCUAACCCACGUGGCCCACCACCUCGCCACUCGCUACCACAGGAUCGAGAUCCACUCACCAUUACCACCACCUCACCUACCCCCUAACCCACGUGGUUCGCCACUCACCACCACCACCCCCUGACCACUCGUUCACCAUGGGGGCACCCACUCACCGCCACCGUCUUCUCACUGGUUUGAUCACCGCGGAUAUCACAGAUGUACUCACUCACCAUCGCCUCACCUAGGAGCCCGCAGAAACACCCACACACCACCGAAUCGAUGGUGCUUUCGCUCACCACCGAUUCCUCACCGUGCUCACUUUACCGCGAGCUUACAGAACCACUCGCUCCCCAAUGGCCACGCCGCCCUCGCUCACCACGCAGCUCACAGAACCACAGAACAUGCUCACGGUGAGGAAACGGUGGUCGCCUGCGCCGGUCAGCUGCGUCAAGCCGAGGGAUGGCGCAACAUGGUGGGGGGGGGGUCGAAACGGUAGGGGGCACCGGAUCUGUAGCGGUGGUGUAUGUAAGUCCUCGCAGCGAUCCGUGGUCGCGAUUCGAUCUGAGAAUCCAAUCUGUUCUCUCUUUAUUACAGAAGUUAAAUAAAUAUAUACAGUAAUAUAUCAUGACAGGGAUUGUUUAACGAUCAUCUUUAUUGAUUGAUGCCGCGGAAACGACCAAAAUUAUUUGGAGGCGGUACCCUGAUAUGUUCAUCGUCGCCAUCAUCGUCGUCGUCGUCGUAACGUUGCAUUGCAACGCCGCGUAUUCGACUGGCUGGGGACCCCAGGCGGGCGGAUAUGUGAAUACGUGAACGGUUGGCUCUGUGGACGCCUGUAGAAAACGAGGGUUGCGCCGCGGUCUGUGCGCAAACGCUUUCACGCGGUGUGGGGGGGGGGGGGCGGUUGAUUGGUCACGUGACCGGCGAUCGGAGACUUGGCGUCGUGCGGCAUUUACGAGAGAGCCGAGAUACUUCACGGCUCGAGGUGACGGCCGAAGCGCCGCCGUCGCCGCCGACAGCGCGUCGGCCGAUCCGUCCCAGCGCCGCCGAUGGUGACAUUGGCGAAGCGAUAACGUGCCAAGACAAAAAUGUCGUCGGAAGCCAACGUCGUGCCAACGUCGAUGAAUUUUGUUCAUAGUUUACCCCUCCCCCACCUGUCCCCCCCGCCCCCACUGCCCACAACGCCCCCACCGUGCUCUAAAUGGACACUGGGUGACAUUGAUCUCGGCUGCCGUACCGGAGGAAUUCCACAUUCCUAUGGUGGGGCCCUGUCAAUCCAUAGGAGCAAUCGUUGUUUGUUUUUCUGCCGGCAGUGGUCAUUGCUCCGUGUGUGCGAUGUACGUGACCUCUGUAUACACUACACACACUACACACAUACACAAAGAUUCCCCGCAUAGCCUUCAAUAGGCUGUUGGGGCAAGUACUGUUAGCAGGAAUCUAUUAAGGCCCUAUCUAGGACACAAGGGGGGAUAGGUGGCCAACAACACGACCGGCCGCCUUUGUCUCUCCAGUGCUAAUGGUUUUACACACCACACAAGGUACCGGGAGGUCCCGGGACCGGCUCAGAUAUUCGCCAUUGUUGUUGGUCGUGAGCGGGAAUUGAACUCGGGCCACCCGGUUCGUAGCGCAGUGUGCUGAGCACUGCACCACCGCUCCCCACCUCGCCACUAAAAUACACACGCCCGCAAAACACCUCAAUGUUGGAAAAUGUACCUGCACAUUCCUCAGUUGAUAUCACGCAGCAGCAGCAGCAACAUCGCCCCCUACUGUGAAACCUGAGAAGGAGCCUCCUGAAAGAGAGGGCACAAGCCGGCGUGAGUAGGUUAAAUGUUGAGUUUUAUAAGGGCACCACGGGGUGACCAGCCCCUCCCCACCCAGCCCCACCCCUCCC
Messenger RNA from Lethenteron reissneri (Far Eastern brook lamprey), 3296 nucleotides. It is a transcript of the gene ASB13, whose product is annotated as ankyrin repeat and SOCS box containing 13. NCBI's taxonomy places the organism in Eukaryota, Metazoa, Chordata, Hyperoartia, Petromyzontiformes, Petromyzontidae. Gene Ontology annotation, molecular function: protein binding. The record is from RefSeq and is a predicted model, not a curated record. Gene Ontology annotation, biological process: protein ubiquitination; intracellular signal transduction; positive regulation of protein catabolic process.